Molecule: messenger RNA, 2000 nt
Organism: Populus euphratica (Euphrates poplar)
Lineage: Eukaryota; Viridiplantae; Streptophyta; Magnoliopsida; Malpighiales; Salicaceae
Gene: KNAT1
Product: homeobox knotted-like protein
Exons: 5
Coding region: 437-1543 (368 amino acids)
Biological process (GO): regulation of DNA-templated transcription
Cellular component (GO): nucleus
Molecular function (GO): DNA-binding transcription factor activity, RNA polymerase II-specific; DNA binding
Source: RefSeq, a predicted model, not a curated record
UUUUUCUAUCACCAAAAAAGUCUUGUCACCCACCCAAGAAACGCAGCCCCUAGCCGAUUCCGGUUUAAAAGCUACAUCCUGACCUCAACCUUCUCCUCUACUCCAUGUGCGACCACUUCUUUCUAUUUUUGCUCCUCUGAUUUGCCAUUUUUUUUCCUUUUCAUCUCGACAUGUCGAAGUCUAGGUGCAAAUUCACUUCAAGACCCUCUCUAACACACCAGAAUACAAUUUCCUUGCCCAGGAUAUGACUCUCAGCCCAUAUAAUUAGACAAAACAUCAAAAACUUGUAGAUUUUCUUUGGCUCUAGAUGAUUGGGUGUCUCCACCUCCUAGUGUUUAUUCGUGUUUAUAGCUGUUGCUUUAGGGUUUUAGGCUUUACUUGAUUUCUGGAGUGGUCAUUUUCAUAUCCGUUUCCACAACUGGGUUUGUCGAGAGAGAUGGAGGACUACAAUCAAAUGAGUGAAAACACGACUCCGAGGGGAAAUUUCUUGUAUGCUUCACAACUUCUUGCACCUAAUUCCUCGCCUUAUGGGAGGACCAGUAGUGGCUCUACAGUGAGCAAUCAGCAGACCCAGAUGCCUUUAAAUCCUUUCCAUCUUCAAUCAAAUGAUCAGUGCUUCCAAUCUGAUACACAUCCUAUAGUGAAAACUGAAGCCAGCACUUCACAUGCUCAAAAAUUUCACUACCCUCUAUUGAGAGGGUACCAAACAAUUAACCAGCAGCAACAAGGAAGUGAAAGCUCCAGUGAAGUUGAAGCCAUCAAAGCCAAGAUCAUAGCCCAUUCUCAGUACUCUAACCUCCUAGAAGCUUACAUGGACUGCCAAAAGGUAGGAGCUCCGCCUGAAGUAGUAGCUCGGCUUGCAGCUGCUCGUCAAGAGUUUGAAUCAAGACAACGAUCUUUUAUCACUUCAAGGGACAAUUCGAAAGACCCAGAACUAGAUCAGUUCAUGGAAGCUUAUUACGACAUGCUAGUGAAGUACCGUGAGGAGCUUACAAGACCUAUACAAGAAGCCAUGGAUUUCAUGCGAAGAAUCGAAACUCAGCUUAAUAUGAUCUGCCAUGGUCCCUUGAGAAUCUUCAAUUCUGAUGACAAGUCUGAGGGUGUCGGCUCAUCAGAAGAUGAUCAAGACAACAGUGGAGGGGAGACUGAACUACCUGAGAUCGAUCCCCGUGCUGAAGACCGAGAGCUAAAGAAUCACCUAUUGAGGAAGUAUAGUGGUUAUUUAGGCAGUCUCAAGCAAGAACUAUCUAAGAAGAAGAAGAAGGGGAAGCUGCCCAAAGAAGCCAGGCAGAAGCUACUCAGUUGGUGGGAGCUACACUACAAAUGGCCAUAUCCUUCAGAGACGGAGAAGGUGGCAUUAGCUGAAACAACUGGUUUGGAUCAGAAACAAAUUAAUAAUUGGUUCAUUAAUCAAAGGAAGCGACAUUGGAAACCAUCUGAAGAUAUGCAAUUCAUGGUGAUGGAUGGCCUUCAUCCUCAGAAUGCAGCUCUCUAUAUGGAUGGCCACUACAUGGGUGAUGGUCAUUAUCGGCUGGGUCCAUGAGUGUCAAGCUUCAUGCUUUAUUCUUAAUGGUAGUUUUCAUUUAAGGCCUAGCGUGGAACCAGUUAUUCAUGCCUUGUGGAAUUAAUAGCGAAACUUAGGUUAUGUCCUUGGAAACUAAAACUAUACUGCUCGUUUCCUCACGAGAAAUAUCAUAACUAUGGUCUUGUGUAGCUUGCCUGGAUGUAGCUGUGAUCAUUGAGAUCGAUGGCCGUUGUUAUUGUGUCGGUUACAUUGCUGUGGAGCAUCCUCAUUGGUGUUCUUAAACUCUGGAAUCUUUAGAAGACGUUGAGUUCUUGCGUGUAACUUGGCUGACCAUGCGUCAGUCCAAGAGUAUGUAAUGAGGGAAAUAAGUAGGGGAUAGGUUGUGGCGACUUUCAGAAUGUGUCCCAUAAUAGCGUACUGUAAGGACUAUUUACAGCUGUCAAGUGUAUAAUAUAGUCAGAAGCAGUGAAUGUGA